GAACCUGUUGACAAACCUUGGCUUGAGCACUGCGAUGAAGGGCCAACCCUUGGAACAUCAGAUUGUUUACAUCUGACAAUGCAGCACAAAGAGGUGUGUUAUUUGAGCUAUAAGUUUCAUGGGACCCAGGAUUGUGAAGUGGAGAAAGUGGGUCUUCUGGAAGAUUUUGUGAAGUCGUCGGCGGAUAUUAUGAAAACUGUCAGGUUUAUCACUUUUUAUCUUUUGGAAAAGGAUACCAAUGGUGUUCAUUUGGUUCCUCAAGAAGAAGAACUUUCCAUAAGGAAAGUGGAUGAACAUGAAGGUACAUCAACCUUCAGCUACAGGAGUAAUCCUGUGAUGGAUAAAACGAGUCGUUCUGAAUGUCAUCAAAUCAAGAAUUUUGUUGGUAGUUGUCCAGGUAAAAGAAGGCUGAUGAGUGUCCUGUGGCUCCUUUCAGAAUUUGCUGUGAAAUCUUUUGGUAAGAGGAGAUAGUAACUAGUCUAGAGAUAACUUGAGAGUGUUGAAAAAGUUAUGUGUAAACAUGGAAAGUAAACAGUGGACAAGGGGAGAGGAUUUUAGAGAGUUUGUCUUUAAUAGCAGUCAUGAAAUGUGAGGUUGUGUUAUUUUGGCUGGCUAUGGAGUGUCAGAACGUAAUGCCUACUUAUUCCCAGACUUCAAAAACAUUUAUUUAUCUAUCAGUUGGAGUCAUAGCAGACCAAUAAAAUCUCCUGAUUAUUGAACGAGUUUCAUUUUGGGAAAGAGUGGAAUCUUUGAAAUUACUUAUACCCAAACUGACUACUAACACAUUAUUUCUUAUUCAUGUUUGCUACUGUAAAUAUAGAAAAUUUACAAUGGGCAAGGGGAGAGGAUUUUAGAGAGUUUGUAAUAAAAGGAAGUUGUGAAAAUGUAAAGUUGUGUGGUUUUGGCUGUCUAUGCAGUGUCAGAAUGCAAUGCCUACUUAUUCUCAGACUUCAGAAACAUUUAUUUAUCUAUCAGUUGGAGUCAUAGCAGACCAAUAAAAUCUCCUGAUUAUUUAAUGAGUUAUAUUACAGGAAAGAGUGGAAUCUUUGAAAAUACUUAUGCCUAAGCUAACUA
Messenger RNA from Pocillopora verrucosa, 1074 nucleotides. NCBI's taxonomy places the organism in Eukaryota, Metazoa, Cnidaria, Anthozoa, Scleractinia, Pocilloporidae. The record is from RefSeq and is a predicted model, not a curated record.